AUGUCUGGACUCAAUGUCUCCCUUGGUUACUUUCUCGCUGUUGUGGCGUUUGGUGGAGCUUUUACAGUAUUUUUCAGAAAAUGGCCUCGUUUGAGCGUUGCAGCAGAGUUUCCGGCCUCAUUUGUGCUGGUGGCAUGCAGGCUGGAGGUGCAGACCAUUAUAGAGGUGGGCGAGUGGGCAGGAGGACUGGGUCCGGAUGUGACUCUAACCAUACUGUUUUUGGUGCUGCUGACUCAUGGUGUGAUCUGUGCUGGAGCCACUGGAAACCCCUCCCUGACUCUGAUGAAUUUCCUGCUGCUGGAGACCCAUACUCUGCCCACUCUGCUGGCUCUGGCUGCUCAGUUCCUGGGGGCACACCUGGCCCUGCUUGCGGCUGGCUACUACUGGGCCCUGGAGCUCAAUGACAUGCACAUGAUUAAGAACCUGAUGUCAAGGGAGUGCAGCACAGCCCUGCGUGUCUCCCUAGUGCAGGGGGUCUUUUCUGAGUGUGUGUGUGCAUUCAUCUUUUAUCUGAUAUACAUCAGCCUGAAAUGUCGCUCUGCGCUGAUUCGGGUUCCUCUCGUUGCAGCUGUGCUCACCUUCUUCUCUCAUGCAGGCAAGUAGCCCAUGAUGACAAUCAUCAUGCGUCUAACCUAGAGAUUUCAGUAAAGAGAUCAUCAUUAAAGUUGCAUAGGCCUAUAUGCUGUUUUCUUUGUGCUAUAUCUGUGCAUCAGAGAAAAACCUGUUUUGCAGACGAUUGCUGCAUUAAGUUCAUGAUCGGAGAACUCAUCUUUCUUUGUAUUUCAGCCAGUGAUUAUACCUCGGCUUUCCUGAACCCCUCCCUGGCCUAUGGCCUUACCUUCUACUGUCCUGGGUUCACCUUUACGGAGUACUCAGUGGUCUACUGGCUUGGGCCCAUUAUUGGUAAGUAAAAAAAUAAACUGUUACAUACAAACCCCUGAUAAAAAAGGCUUUAUGCUUGACAAUGAAGCAUAACUGCUUAUCAAGCUGGUAAUACAGAUAUCCUCUCUUCAGGAAUGACCCUUGCCCUUCUCCUGUACAUGGGCCACAUCCCCAGGAUUUUUACCAAGAACCUGCUGUAUUCCCAGAAGACCCGCUUCCGGGUGCCAAAGGGGGAGGGAGAUAAAAAAAAAAAGUGA
Molecule: messenger RNA, 1139 nt
Organism: Coregonus sp. 'balchen'
Lineage: Eukaryota; Metazoa; Chordata; Actinopteri; Salmoniformes; Salmonidae
Source: the annotation of a GenBank genome assembly